CUUGUCAAAGAGGGGAAGUUCUUGGCCAGGUCCGCCAGCGGGCAGCUAGCUUUGGUGGAAUCGGAAUCGGACGGACCCCGCCGACGGAAGAGGAAGAAUGGCGAUGCAGAGAGCCGCCGCGGCCGUCGUCGUCGUCCUCCUCCCCCUGCUCGUGGCGGCGGCGCGGACCUCCGCCCUGCCCUUCAUCGUCCUGCACGGGAUUGGGGACCAGUGCGCCAACCAUGGCGUCGCCCAGUUCACAAAACUUCUCGCCGAAUGGUCCGGCUCCGACGGCCACUGCCUAGAAAUCGGGAGCGGAACAUGGGACUCUUGGGUCAUGCCUCUUCAACAACAGGCUGACAUCAUAUGCAACAAGGUCAAGGAAAUGGAGCAGCUGAGAAGCGGCUACAACAUAGUUGGUCUGUCUCAGGGGAACUUGAUUGGUCGAGCAGUGGUUGAGUAUUGUGAUGAUGGACCACCUGUCAAGAAUUUCAUCUCUCUCGGAGGUCCUCAUGCUGGUACUGCUUCAGUACCGCUUUGUGGUUCUGGUAUUUUUUGCAUUAUUGUCGAUGCGCUGAUUAAAUUGGAGAUCUACUCAGACUAUGUGCAGGAACACCUUGCACCUAGUGGUUACCUCAAAAUCCCAACUGACAUGGCAGAUUAUUUGAAGAGUUGCAGGUUUCUUCCAAAACUUAACAAUGAAAUUCCAGAUAAAAGAAAUGCUACCUACAAGGAAAGGUUCAGCAGCCUAGAGAAUUUGGUACUGAUCAUGUUUCAGGAUGAUGCAGUUUUGAUACCUCGGGAAACCGCGUGGUUUGGUUACUAUCCUGAUGGAGCCUUUGAUCCAGUUUUACCCCCUCAGAAGACAAAGCUGUACGAGGAAGACUGGAUUGGUUUGAAGACGUUGGAUGAAGCAGGGCGAGUAAAAUUCAUCUCUGUGGCGGGGGGUCACCUGGGUAUCUCCAAAGGUGACAUGAAGAAGUACAUCGUGCCUUACCUGGCAGACAAGUCAUCGGAUAAGACCCUCCAGUGGAGCAUUUCUGGUUUGCUAGGUGUGACUUGGCACAGCGCCAGGGAAGCGCUGGGGCUGAUGGAGGGUGACAGUGCCGUGCUUUACUCGCCGGCGUUGUGAUGGAUCAUAAUCAUAUUGUGGUAGUCCCUCCCUGCUCUUGCAGGUGGUGUAUAUUGUGGAUUUGCACUCGGGUGCAUUCCAUUUCAAGUCCAGUAGUGGAUUCAUGGCAUGGUGGCAUGAUCACUAGUGCCAUGCCUUGUAUACGUGAAAUAAACAAGUGUACUUAGGAUGCAGCACUGCAAGCAGGGGGACUUUGGGUUGGGUGGGCCACCCUGCAAGAGGCCUUGUCAUGCUUCCAUUCUGGCCAUGAUAUACAGCAUUUCAUUCCA
Panicum hallii is the source of this 1380-nucleotide messenger RNA. RefSeq names its product palmitoyl-protein thioesterase 1-like. NCBI's taxonomy places the organism in Eukaryota, Viridiplantae, Streptophyta, Magnoliopsida, Poales, Poaceae. Gene Ontology annotation, cellular component: intracellular membrane-bounded organelle. The transcript is spliced from 12 exons. The record is from RefSeq and is a predicted model, not a curated record. Gene Ontology annotation, molecular function: thiolester hydrolase activity. The coding region runs from base 98 to 1111 and encodes 337 amino acids.